This is a messenger RNA of Magallana angulata, 862 nucleotides long. RefSeq lists its product as uncharacterized. The transcript has 7 exons. The record is from RefSeq and is a predicted model, not a curated record. Bases 545 to 862 code for a protein of 105 amino acids. NCBI's taxonomy places the organism in Eukaryota, Metazoa, Mollusca, Bivalvia, Ostreida, Ostreidae.
ACUAAACAAAUGUUGAACCUUUCAUGUAUUCCAAGUAGGCUGCUUCCUCCAACUCUUUAUAUUUGUUGUCAACUAUCCCCCCUCCCCCAUUAUUCGUGUUCAUUAUAGUUUUUUAACCAAUCAUUUUCACGACAAUAUUCCGUAUUCAAGAAAAACGAAUAUAUAACAAAUUGGAGAAAAUUGUAAAUAUUCACCUUGUUUUCCCCCGAAUUUUUGACAUCAUUUUUGGAUUUGUACCUUCCGGAAUUUCAUCAUCAAAAACAAUGGCCAGGUCAGUAAUUUAUCUUUUUACUUAAGACGACAAUAUUAGCCUUCCUGUUUUACAAUAAUUAAAAUUAGUUUAAUUCGAAUAUUUUAGCAACUGCAUUUGCAACCAAAAAAUUCUACUCGUUGAAUUGCUGGAGAGAGCACUAACGCUCGUGGACUAAUGUCCAUGCUCACACAGUAGAAGAUGGGCAAACGCCUCCACCCCUGUAAUGUAGGUUUCAGUUAUUUUUUAAAAAUCGUUCUUUCUCAUUAACUUUGUAAAUUUUCAAGUUCAAUCAUGACUAGAUUUGGGGUUAUUUUAAAGGAAAUCAUCCUUUUUGUUUUAUUCAGAGCUACACCCGUGAAUGGCGGCAAGGGAUUAAAAGAAACCCCAAUGGCGCCAAAAAGAAAUUGUCUACCGAGACGACUUUUGACGGGGGGGGGGGGUAGAUUUUUUUUUGAUCACUCACACGUCGGUGUAGACUCCGACGUCAACAACACAACGCUGAAGAGAUCCUCUUCUGAGGUUCUAGCUAUUCCCUUCGACCUGUCAGGUUUGGACGAUGCAGUCUUUAUAUCGGACGACGAACAAGACGAAAGUCACGUCCCUGCGUAA